UUGCCUUUUACCUCUAGCUCAAUUUGCCCCUUUUCCUCACUACCAAGUCAUUUAUCCCACAUAUUUGACCGGUUUGAGAAGUUUACUCGUCAGUGUGAAUGUGAAAUUGCCCAAUUAUUAUCAUGGAAGUUCACCGGUUCACUGGCUGCUUCUCGUCGCGAUCGCCUUACAGCGCUUCGUCGCCGGAUGAGAGAAGAAUUUGGUGCCAGAGAUUUGGGGCUGUCCCAUGGAAUGACGUCGGACUACGAUACGCUAAGCGUUGCCAGUGAAGCUACCAGCUUGCACUCAUGGCAUCGUCGUGUCCUCGCUAGUUCACAUACGAUGGUACGUUUACACUUGCUCAACUCUGGCUCGAGGUACAGUGAAAUGAUUAACAUUACGGGAUCCCACCUUUUAGAAUUGAAGAGGUUCCAGAGCUAUUGUAAUUUAGCCCACCCAACGCUCAAGGCCCGUCCAUCGAGGCUGUUCAACAACAACAAACACAACAACAACAACAGCAAAGCCACGUUCAGAGGUCUAGCUCCUCCUUUCUUCACUUUUUUGUUAAAUCGAAUGGCAUCGAGCUCUUCCUUACAAGUAGUAUUGAGGGGGUCCUCCACCUCAAAUGAUUCGCUAUUGCUGCCAAGCGGUGAAACGGUCAAUGGAAGUCAUACAAAGACCAACUCACUUGAUAGAGGUCUCACUUUGGCGAAGUCUCUCAAGGCUGGCCCAUUCCCGCCCCCUUCUAACAAAUCAAACUCUUUGACACGCCAAGAAUUAGACGACGAUGGUGAAGAGUGUGCGCGUAACACAGCAGCUGAAGGCGUGAUCCUUCAAAUCACAACAAAGAUUAUUGGCGAUCAGCCCGUUCGGGUGAGCGUUUUUAUGGCGUCUGGGGCACUGGUAACAGACCUGUCUGGGAGGAUAAAAUCAAUGAGUUCCUCAUCGGCUGGCCGCUGCAAGUCAUUGUANCCCCCCCCCCCCCCCCCUUGUACUACUGAUGCCCCGCUUGCUCUUGCCUUCUUUCUUCUCAGUAUUCGAAGUCUUGAAAUUUCUUUGAGUUCAUCGAUUGAUCCAAUAACACGAGAUGUCGAGAGGAGGAUGAGUAUGAAACGAGAUUGUCCGUUGAGCUCGGAAACAAUGAGGGUCCAUUCCAGUGAUGAAGUUCGUUUGGAACGCUUCCCAUGCUCACGUUCGAGUUUCGAUCAUGCUAAAACGUGGGCACGCAGCUAUGGUAGCUAUGCCACUGGACUGUUUCGUGGAGCAUUUCAGCGAAUGAAGAGCGCCGCUCAUGGGUACCCACCAUUUCACAGCCUGUUUUUUAGCUUGUGUUGCAGUGGCGCAUCUGUUAAAGUAGACGAUACGUCUGACAGUGAAGGUGAACAAUCAGAAUCUGGUCUACAAUCAACGGGUCACAAUGGUUCUAUCGUUCGACCAAGGAAAGGCAAAAAGGGGCCUUUUGAUUUUGAGCAGCUGAGAGUGGUUCAGGAAUUGAACAAUGAACACACUGGUGCUGUAUGGUGCGUUCGUUUCUCUGUUUGCGGUCGUCUAAUGGCGACAGCUGGUCAAGAUAACAUCAUUCGAGUCUGGGCUGCCCGAAGUCAUCUCAAGUAUUUUAUACAAAUGAGAGAAAGUCAUCCUUAUUCACUUUUCACAUUUCAAUCAGCGAUUCAUGAUAUGGAAUCCUUCAGGCCUCCCAGCUCCAUUGGUAGCAAUACACAAAGUGAAAUUACUGGAGAAGAAGAGGAUUCCACGAAUUUAUUCUCAGCGAAGCCGUUCGUCGUCUUCAAGGGUCAUACAGCCGACAUAUUGGAUUUGUCGUGGUCCAAAAAUUAUUUCAUUCUUUCGUCUGGCAUGGAUCGAACGGUGAAGUUAUGGCAUUUGUCUCGUGGUGAAUGUCUCUGUUGUUUCCAACAUGUGGACUUUGUCACUUCCGUCGCAUUUCUUCCCAAGGACGACCGAUACUUUCUUUCUGGUUCUCUUGACGGCAAGCUAAGGAUGUGGCAUAUACCAGACAAAAAAGUUGCGGUGUGGAAUGAGGUCAAGUUUAUUACUGCCAUAACUUUUGUCAAAAACGGGAAGUUUGCUGUCGUUGGAACAUACAACGGGCGUUGUUUCUUUUACUCUACUGACCAACUCAAAUACCACACAGUUGUGGACGUUCGUUCGUCUCGUGGCAAAAAUGCAAGAGGACAUAAAGUCACGGGUUUGGCUGUUCAUGGGGAUAAACUACUGGUGACUUCUAACGACUCACGUAUUCGAAUGUACGAUGUUCGUGAUAAAGCGCUCACGUGUAAGUUCCGUGGAGCCCAGAAUGAACACUCCCAAAUUCGAGCUGCGUUUUCUCCCGAUGGACGUCAUAUUGUGUGUGGCUCUGAGGAUAAGUUUAUUUAUUUGUGGCGAACUUCUGAUUUGCCUUCGACUCUAUCUGUUCGUAAGGACCGUAAUGCGAUGUGGGAACGAGUGCGAGCCCAUAGCGCUCCCGUUUCUGUUGCAGUUUUUGCCCCAAAACCUCAGGUGUUCCUGUCAAUGAUGGCCAAACAAGAUGAAGAAAACCGUGAUAGCAACUCAUUUCCUGGGACGUGUCCGCAUAUAAUCACAGGACAUGUUAUUGUCAGUGCCGAUCUUCAGGGCAGCAUAAAAAUAAUGGUAAACCGGCCAAAACUCAAUAAAACAGGUCAGAGCCCUUCAGCUACACAAGAUUGA
Haemonchus placei is the source of this 2685-nucleotide messenger RNA. The record is from the annotation of a GenBank genome assembly. NCBI's taxonomy places the organism in Eukaryota, Metazoa, Nematoda, Chromadorea, Rhabditida, Trichostrongylidae.